UUGGUAUCCGUUGGAAUGUGUCUACAAGGAUUAAUUUUGUAUUUUUUCCUCUUCUCUAGUAAAAUAAAGCAGGGUCUGUUACCUAGCUUGGAAGAUUUGCUGUUUUAUACAAUUGCAGAAGGACAAGAAAAAAUACCUGUUCAUAAAUUUAUUACAGCACUCAAAUCUACAGGAUUGCGAACGUCUGACCCCAGGUUGAAAGAGUGUAUGGAUAUGUUAAAAUUAACUCUUCAGACAACGUCAGAUGGUGUCAUGCUAGACAAAGAUCUUUUUAAAAAAUGUGUUCAAAGCAACAUCGUUUUGCUGACACAGGCCUUCAGAAGAAAGUUUGUUAUUCCUGACUUUAUGUCCUUCACCUCCCACAUCGAUGAACUGUACGAAAGUGCUAAAAAGCAGUCUGGAGGAAAGGUUGCAGAUUAUAUCCCUCAACUGGCCAAGUUCAGUCCUGACUUAUGGGGUGUGUCUGUCUGUACAGUAGAUGGACAAAGGCAUUCUAUUGGAGAUACCAAAGUUCCCUUUUGUCUUCAGUCCUGUGUAAAACCGUUGAAAUACGCAAUUGCUGUUAAUGAUCUUGGAACUGAAUAUGUGCAUCGCUAUGUUGGGAAGGAGCCAAGUGGAUUAAGAUUCAACAAACUGUUUUUAAAUGAAGAUGAUAAACCACACAACCCUAUGGUAAACGCUGGAGCCAUUGUUGUAACUUCAUUAAUAAAGCAAGGAGUAAACAAUGCUGAAAAAUUUGACUAUGUGAUGCAGUUUUUGAAUAAGAUGGCUGGUAAUGAGUAUGUUGGAUUCAGUAAUGCCACGUUUCAGUCUGAAAGAGAAAGUGGAGAUCGAAAUUUUGCAAUAGGAUACUACUUGAAAGAAAAGAAGUGUUUUCCGGAAGGCACAGACAUGGUGGGCAUCCUAGACUUCUAUUUCCAGCUCUGCUCCAUCGAAGUGACUUGCGAGUCAGCCAGUGUGAUGGCUGCGACGCUGGCCAACGGCGGCUUUUGCCCGAUCACCGGCGAGAGAGUCCUCAGUCCUGAAGCUGUUCGGAACACGCUGAGUUUGAUGCAUUCCUGUGGCAUGUAUGAUUUCUCGGGGCAGUUUGCUUUCCAUGUUGGUCUUCCUGCAAAAUCUGGAGUUGCUGGGGGCAUUCUUUUAGUUGUCCCCAAUGUCAUGGGCAUGAUGUGCUGGUCUCCUCCUCUGGACAAGAUGGGCAACAGUGUUAAGGGGAUUCACUUCUGUCAUGAUCUUGUUUCUUUGUGUAAUUUCCAUAACUAUGAUAAUUUGAGACACUUUGCAAAAAAACUUGAUCCUCGAAGAGAAGGUGGUGAUCAAAGGCAUUCCUUUGGACCAUUGGACUAUGAAAGUCUCCAACAAGAACUUGCUUUAAAAGAUACAGUGUGGAAAAAAGUGUCACCUGAGUCAAAUGAGGACAUCUCUACAACUGUAGUGUAUAGAAUGGAGAGUCUGGGAGAGAAAAGCUAAAGGAAUGGGUCCUAGUUUCAGACGUUCUUCAUUUAACCUUCCAACAGACAUCUUGAGCUUUUUUGAAGUAUUUAUUUGAUUUUGUGUGUGUGUGUGUGUGUGUGUGUGUGUGUGUGUGUGUGUUCUCAACCGGGGAUGCUGGAACCACAAAGAUUUUUUUCCUCUGUAAUCUUUGUAUGACGAUAAUAGAUUAAAAAUGGAUUUGUUGGUAUUUUAAGAGAGUAUUUACAGGUUAUGAAGCAGGUUUGCAUUAUUUUUUUAAAAUGCUAUAAGGAAAAUUUUAAAAAGUUUCUUUAUAUAAUUUCGAGUAUGUAGUCAGAUAACCCCAUUGUCAUAACUUUUAAACUCACAAAUUGAAUUCAUAAGUUUUGUUGCAACUUUUUUCUAUUUUUUAAAACCAACAUGAUGUUGAUAGUAACCUUAGAAAGUGCUUAUAUACUAAAUACAGAACUAAUAGGCAAAAUACAGUGGUGCCUGGUAUGGGAAAGCCUUUGCUUGCAGGCUGGUUCUCUGCUGUCUGGCAGAGCUGUGCUUCUUGUUCUGAACUCGGCAUGAAGGACAGACACAACCGAGACCAUCUCGCCCACGCAAACAGUAGUGCAAAUGUGGCCAUUUGCUCCAAAAUCACAGAGUGGAUAAGUUCCUGAACCGAGGCUCCACUGUAGUGAGUCCCAAAUUAUUUUUAUUUAAAAUAGCUGAUUACAAAAUUAGCUUAAGUGUACAUGUAUGUUAUUUUUAGUGAUAGAAUAGCCUUACAUUUAAACAUAUUAUUUAAAAUUUUAUCAAGCUGUUAAAUCUUCUUGCUUCUUCAUGUUGCAACUCCAGUGUUCUGUCAGAAUCCCCACACGCAGAAAGUCGUGAGGCAGCGCAAGUGUCCGGCCACAGACUUGCGCUGUGAGCCGGCGUGUCUCGUUGUUGCAAAGCCGCGCUGGCCGGUUGGUCAGUGGGUAGGAGAGCCAGGGAGUGUCCUACGUGUGGAUUCUAUUUUCCUAUCACCCACCUAGUUUUUCUGUUAUAUUUACAUAUGAAUGGGAAAAUUGGAUUUUUUUUAGCUUUUAAUCAUUUUAUUACCCUAAUAAUUUCAUAGCUGCUAAUGAGUAUUUCUUUUGUGAUAAAUUAUAACAAAGUUUGUUUUAAAUAGUUCUUUAAUAAAUUCUUAUUAGUGAAUUUAGGAAAUGAGUUUAGUAAGUAUGCAGCCUAAAAUAUCUAUUAAAUCUGAAUCUUUUUGCUCAGUUACAAAAAUGCAAUAUUGAGAAUCAAAACUUGUUUUUAAAAGGAGAACCAUAGGUUCUAGAUAACCUGAUUUCAAAUAAUUAUGCACAGUAUUUUGAAAACCUGUCUUGGCAAAGUGCUUGUGAGGUUCCGCAGGACCUAUUCACAUUUCUUCCUCCAUGUGCACCCUCUGGUUUCCCCUAGAACGAUGGCAUGGGUGUGAUAGGGCAGAGGCUGUCAGAGUAAGAGCCGGGUAGCAGAGCAGACUUGCAUGAGUGUGUUCUGUGCCAGUCAGAAGUACACAAGGAAGUCUUAAGUAAUGUCUUGAAGUUGGUGACUGUAUUAGAAAAGAAGUUCCUGCCCCUAGGUGCUAGUUAAAAGCCUUUUGGGCUAACUUACAUAUAAUUUAAAUACUUAAACCAUCAACUUUUAGAAGAUUUUACCAAGAAUUCUAUUCCCUGUCAGCACAUUUCUGAGGGUCAGAUGCGAGGCUUCCUUGGGUGGUCUCAGGGGUCCCACUUCUGCAUCUCUGUGAGUGGUGGUACCUCUCCGGUGGGCUCCUCCAGGGCUGUUCGUGAUUCAUGCCCUUGAAUGCCUUAAUUGAAAUGUAAGGUCUUUUUUCCCCACACUGUGCUCACAGUUAUAUUUUGCUAUGUCACCAGAGAUUGGUCUUAUAAAAUAUUGUUUUCACCCUAUGUGCAUAUUUGUACAUUUGUCAGAAUGAGGUUAAUUUAUAGCACUUCCUAUAACAUUGCUAAAGGUGUCGUGCACACUUAGGAAGUAUGGCUGUCCAAGCCGCUGUGUUAAAGAACGUUGGUAAGAACAAGCGUCUGUAGAGACUUAUAGGAAGGUAUAAAUGGGAGAAGAGGUAAGAUACUGUGAAUAGGUCCACAGCAAAAAAGAAAAGCUUUGCCAGUUUUAAGGACAUAUUUUGAUUCUUUCAGUAUUCCUAGUAUCUUUUCAAAUAAAAUUAUUGAAAAGUACCUAGUUGGGUUUGAUGUUGUGUGCCAUUGUUGAUUCUUGAUAUUCAAGCAUUUGCAAGACAGCGUAUUUGUUUUUCUUUUUUUCCUUUUUUUCAUCAUUAACAUUUCAUUUGAAAUGCAUAUUCUUCCAAAAAUACUUUGUUUUUAGCAUAAAUGUUGUGCAUUUUAUCUUAGUGUUUGGUUUGAAACAUUUGUGUUGUUCAGCCUUCUUUCAUUUGCUUUGUAUAUUUAAUAAUGUACUUUAUUUUCCAGUUUGCCUACUUUUUGUAUUGUACAAUAAAUUUAUUUUAAGCUGA
Octodon degus (degu) is the source of this 3961-nucleotide messenger RNA. RefSeq names its product glutaminase (gene Gls). Bases 16 to 1470 code for a protein of 484 amino acids. NCBI's taxonomy places the organism in Eukaryota, Metazoa, Chordata, Mammalia, Rodentia, Octodontidae. The transcript has 14 exons. Gene Ontology annotation, molecular function: glutaminase activity; protein binding. Gene Ontology annotation, biological process: L-glutamine catabolic process. The record is from RefSeq and is a predicted model, not a curated record.